AUGCAGCGCGUGCUGAUGCAGGAGACGGAGCAAAAGAAGAUUGAGUCGGACAAGAAGCAUGAGGAGCUGAUUGCCAAGUGGAAGAAGCAGCUGGAGGUCAAGGCACGUGCGUUUGAGUCAUUGCAGAAGAAGUUUGCGCCGCCGAGGGACCUCGAGCAGCUACGUAUCAAGAUCCAGGAGGAGCUGGAAGGGCCGUACCAACAACGCAUUGACAACCUGCAGGAUGAGGUGGAGAGGCAUCGCCAGAUGAGCUUUGACAUGCGGCGUGAGUUUGAAGCUCUGAAGACCGAGUACGAGCAGUUCUCGAUCGAUCAGGGAAACGAAAUGGAGUGUAUUCAUGAAACUUAUGAAGUGACGCUGAAUGAUUUGAGACGGAAGUUAAGGCUAGCCGAAGAAUCAGCAGCCAACUCGAACCAGACCGAGGAAAUUCGGCGUCUGGAGCAGCAGAGGGAAGCUGCACAAAUUGAACUGAAGGCGCUUCGCGAAGAAGUCCGCGAUGUGCGGGAAGAGUUGCAACGUGUAUCGGAACAGAGUGAAGAUGACAAAAGUGCCCAUGAACUGCGCUUGGCAGAUGAUGCGACGCGAAAUGCGACGCUGGAGUUAGAUUUAAAAGCUUGCAAUCGGCAGCUAACCAGAGCAAAGGAUGAGUGUGAAAGCAUCCGAUCUAAGUGGGAUCACGCCCAGAAUAAGCUCCUAGAACUUGCCUCAGAGAGCGAAGGUAUACGCGAACAACUGAAGCAAAAGGAGGCGCUCAUCUUCAGUAGUCACAACUCGCUCUCCAUGAAACUUCGAGAUGAACGGGCUACAUGGGAACGGGAGCAGUCGAACCUGAAGGAGCGCGUCAGUGAACUAGUGCUGAAGCUUCAAGCAGCUGAGGCUGCUGCACAAAAGAAUUCCACUGCAGCUGCCCAACUAAGAGAAAAUGACAGUAGUAGCACGGAUCAUUCACUACUUCUGAAAGCGCACGAGGAUGACUUGGAUAAGUACCGUGCACUUGUUGCAGAAGCAGAGAAAAAGGUAUUGAGUAGGGUCAUGUUGCACCUAAAGCGUGUUUCUUACACUCACUGGCUAAUAUUUCUCUGUGGGGCUACGCAUGAAGCUGAAGAGACCACUCACAAGCUUCAAAUGGAAAAAGAAAGUAUUAACAAAAUGCUGCAAGCACUGGAGGCUGAAAAGGAGGUUAUGGUUGCUAAGCAGGCGUCUUCGCAUGAACUGGUUUCUCGGAUGAAGUCAGAAUGUGUAACACUGCGUACAAAGCUGAAGGACAUCGAGAAUGACUACCGUACUCUUCAAGCAAAACACCGAGAGGUUAUUCAGUACCAAGAAGACGUACAGCUUGAAAGGGAAGAGGCCCAAGGAAAGCUCAAGUAUAUGGAACAGGAUUAUGCGAUUUUGUUGGAGAAACUUGACAAAGAGAAGGAGAGCCACGCAACCACAGCCCGAGACUUACAUAGAAAAUACUCAAAGCUAGAAAGCGAUUUUCAAGCCCAACUUGCAGCACUUCAACGAGAGACUCGCGCUGCGUUAUCCAAAGCGCUACGGGAGCUAAGCAAGACGCAGAAAAAGCGCGAUGCUUACAAGCGCAAGUGCUUAGAGAUUCAUGAGAGCUACAAACAGCUUGUGGAGGAAAUGAAUCGCCGGGAGACCAAGUUGCAACUGAGCAGACAGCAACACACAGCCGAGCUCCAGCAGCUGCUAGCACAGCUUUCCGAGGCCGAGAGUGACAAGACAGCUUUGAUGCAGCGCCAGAUAGAGCUGGGAUUCCCUCCAAGUGUUUCAACGAAGAAGCAAUGUUGCAUGCAGCCCUCUGGGACCCGAUCAGCCGAACCUGCUGAAAAUUGA
Messenger RNA from Phytophthora sojae, 1842 nucleotides. RefSeq lists its product as hypothetical. NCBI's taxonomy places the organism in Eukaryota, Oomycota, Peronosporomycetes, Peronosporales, Peronosporaceae. Bases 1 to 1842 code for a protein of 613 amino acids. The record is from RefSeq and is a predicted model, not a curated record. The transcript is spliced from 13 exons.